Messenger RNA from Gongylonema pulchrum, 747 nucleotides. Lineage: Eukaryota; Metazoa; Nematoda; Chromadorea; Rhabditida; Gongylonematidae. The record is from the annotation of a GenBank genome assembly.
AUGGCCACGAUGACGGAGCAGAUGCAGCUCAAGGGCACGCUCAAGGGCCACAGCGGCUGGGUGACACAGAUCGCCACGAACGCGCGAUACCCGAACAUGAUCAUCUCGUCCUCCAGAGAUAAAACGAUAAUUGUAUGGAAGCUUGAUUCGGAUGAUCUGUCGACGGGCUAUGGGGCGCAGUUGGGUGGCAAGGCGGAGAGGGCUUUGAGGGGUCACGGGCACUUCGUUUCUGAUGUUGUGAUGUCUUCGGAUGGCCAGUUCGCGCUUUCCGGAUCCUGGGACAAAACAUUGCGUCUGUGGGAUCUUUCUACUGGCGUGACAUCGAGGCAAUUCGUGUCGCAUACCAGAGAUGUAUUGUCAGUGGCGUUCUCGGCCGACAACCGGCAGAUUGUUUCCGGAUCUCGGGACAAGUCUAUCAAGUUGUGGAACACUUUAGCGCAGUGCAAAUAUACUGUUAACGAAGAUUGUCAUACAGAUUGGGUGUCAAAUGUGCGGUUUUCGCCGUCCAGUUCAAAUCCCGUAAUUGUGUCAGCUGGCUGGGACAAAUUGGUCAAAGUUUGGAAUCUCGCCAACUGCAAAUUGAAAACCAAUCAUAUUGGCCACACGGGCUAUAUUAAUACAGUUACUGUUUCACCGGAUGGUUCGCUCUGUGCAUCCGGUGGCAAGGUAUUCGAUUCUGCUAUCAAAAAUAUAACUUUGCUUUUUGGUACAACUGCUGUGAGGAAAUUUCUGUCAACCGAAUCAUGA